Messenger RNA from Didymodactylos carnosus, 384 nucleotides. The record is from the annotation of a GenBank genome assembly. Lineage: Eukaryota; Metazoa; Rotifera; Eurotatoria; Philodinida; Philodinidae.
AUGACUACAUUAGUGCCAAUUACAUUAAAUAUUAAAACUGUAUUUGGUGUUCGUUCGUCAGUAGAAAAUGGUCUGUAUUUUCAGGAUGAUCACGUUAUUGUGUAUCCAGCGGGAAAUCAGUUGAUCAUUUCAAACGUCGAAACAAAAGGUCAAAAAAAUUUUUGUUGUCCAGAACUUGAAAAUUUAUUAUAUUUUAUUGUUCACGGUGGAGCUGCAAUUACUGCGAUAGUUGCCCAAGGAGAUAAAGAGAACAUUAUAGUUGCAUUUUAUGAUCUCCAUAUUGGUCGACGUAAACGUCUGUUCGAAAUUAGAAAUAGCAUUACUUCCAUUGUAUCUCUUGCAUUUUCGCAUGAUGCUAAACAAGUAAAGCAUGAUGCUUUUUGA